Messenger RNA from Odocoileus virginianus texanus, 2931 nucleotides. RefSeq names its product neurexophilin 1 (gene NXPH1). Gene Ontology annotation, molecular function: signaling receptor binding. Lineage: Eukaryota; Metazoa; Chordata; Mammalia; Artiodactyla; Cervidae. The record is from RefSeq and is a predicted model, not a curated record.
GUCACUGCCUGAGUCAGGAGGGUAGGCGAGCCGAGCGGCGAACCUGCGGAGAAAGCAGCGGGGCACCGGCGCCAAGAACGCCCGCGCGCUCCAGAGCGUCCCCCAGUGGUCGGGCAGGACCGCGGCCAGAGCCCGCGACUCCGCUCCGGAGUGGCUUUCGGGCUUCUCCGCGUCACGCGGAGGUGCAGCCGCGGAUGAGCCAGGAUCCUACAGGCUCCGACCGCCCCACCCCCUCCUCAGAAACUCCGACAGCUUGCGCCUUCUGUGUGGCUUUUUUUUCUUCCGAAAGGCCAGCGUCUUAUCGCUCAAGUUCAAGUCCUGAGGACUUGCCCAGUCUCUUCCCUUGAAGUCACUUCUACCAUCCUUCGGCAGCCUCGGGAAGCAGGGCGCCUUGGACUGCUUGUCCCAGAGCCAGCGCGGGCAGUCCCGUCCUCCCUCCGGUGCCUGCCGGAGCCGGACGCAUUCGCUCCCCACCCUCCCUCUCUUCUCCCUCCCUUUCUCCCUUCCUCUCUUUCCUCCUCUACUUCCCCCUCCCUCUCUUGCCUCUUAAGUUUCCAGCACCGUGAAUCCAACUGUGCCAAGCCUAGGCUCGCGCGGAACCGAGCCUAAGCGCGACCCGGGCACUGGGACGCCGACUCCGCCGAAGGUGAACGAGGCAGCGGGACCGGUCCGCGCCCGAGCGUGGAGAUGAAGCGCCAGGGAGGGCAUGUCCGGGGCGCCGGAGACGCCAGGCCCGAGUAGCUAGCUCCUCCAUGGAGCCUUCCCAGAGCGGUCCCUGCUCGCUGUAUUCGCCCCCAGUCCUGUGCGGCUGCUGAGAGCGCUCCUGGCUCUGUAAAGUGGAUGUCAGGUGGAUCUAUGUUUGUGAAGGAACAAAGACUCAGCGAAGGCACCGCCGAGGAAGUUUGAGACGCGGGAGGAUGCAGGCUGCGUGCUGGUACGUGCUUCUCCUCCUGCAGCCCACCGUCUACUUGGUCACAUGUGCCAAUUUAACAAAUGGUGGGAAGUCAGAACUUCUAAAAUCAGGAGGCAGCAAAUCCACACUAAAGCACAUAUGGACAGAAAGCAGCAAAGACUUGUCUAUCAGCCGACUGCUGUCACAGACUUUUCGUGGCAAAGAAAAUGAUACAGAUUUAGACCUGCGAUAUGACACCCCAGAACCUUAUUCUGAGCAAGACCUCUGGGACUGGUUGAGGAACUCCACAGACCUUCAAGAGCCCCGGCCUAGGGCCAAGCGAAGGCCCAUUGUUAAGACGGGCAAGUUUAAGAAAAUGUUUGGAUGGGGUGAUUUUCAUUCCAACAUCAAAACAGUGAAGCUAAACCUGUUGAUAACUGGGAAAAUUGUCGAUCAUGGCAAUGGGACGUUUAGCGUUUAUUUCAGGCACAAUUCCACUGGUCAAGGGAAUGUAUCUGUCAGCUUGGUACCCCCUACGAAAAUAGUGGAAUUCGACUUGGCACAACAAACCGUGAUUGAUGCCAAAGAUUCCAAGUCCUUUAACUGCCGCAUUGAGUAUGAAAAGGUUGACAAGGCUACCAAGAACACACUCUGUAACUAUGACCCUUCAAAAACCUGUUACCAGGAGCAGACGCAAAGUCACGUGUCCUGGCUCUGCUCCAAGCCCUUUAAGGUGAUCUGUAUUUACAUUUCCUUUUAUAGUACAGAUUAUAAACUGGUACAGAAAGUGUGUCCCGACUACAACUACCACAGCGACACCCCUUACUUCCCCUCCGGAUGAGGACGGACGUGGGGGUGGGGACUGAGACCCGAGGAAUUCAGGUCACAUGGCAGGGCUGUCACCUCGAGAAGAAGGUCCCAUCUGUUGCCUGGAACGUGUCUACAUGCUGCUCUCGUCGACUGACUGCAAAUACGCUCGUGGAAAACAACCUGAUGUAAUUUCUGCCCAGUCAGCUUCAUCUCUUGGUAGAGUCGCAAAAUCACCACAGAUUCUAAAGCCACACCCGAAGACACGCUCUCACACAUAGACACACACCAACACACUCGCAUACACAUUUCAGCCGGCGUCUGUCAUGAUUCCUGUUGAGAGGGCUUUCAUUGUCUGCCUCAUAAUGGUUCAGGAUAAACGAUCGUCAAGCAAAAGGAUUAACUAGACAGUGAAUGGUUUUUAGCACUUGCUGUUAUGGAAAUCUCUCUUUAAUGUCUUGAGUACAUGCUAAUCAAUAGUCCCCACUCAUGCAUUUCUACUGCUUGGAGUAGCUGUACUGGUAAAUACUACUGUAGGAGUAUAAUGCUUGUUAAAAUGGAAAAAAAAAUGUGUUUUUAGAGCUCAGUAUUCUUUAUUUUAUGAACACAACAAGUGUAGUAAUUUUUUCCAGCAUUCAGUAGGCACAUUCAAGGUGAUCCAAGAUAGCUCUUUUUUCUAUGGAGGGAGCCUGUUCUCAGUAAAGAUGAGCAAACAUUUGGAAUUUACAUGUGGGCAGACACUGGACUACAGCUUUCAUCACUAGUCAUUGGACUUUUGCAAAGUCGAGACCAGCUAAGGCUGCUUAAAACAAGUUCUGAUCAUUAUAUAAGAAGGGAAAUGCCUGACAGACACCAUGUAAGUUAUAAGUGUCUGUCUUAUCUUUACUAAACAUAUUGUAACAAAUUCAAUAUCCUAGUCUUCAUUUGUAUGAAUGGUUUGUAUUGUACAUAGUUUAACCAAGUGUAAUUUGAGCUGCUUAUUAAUAUUAACUUGUACUUGUCUCUCUGCUUGUUAUUGGUUUAAAAAGAAAAAAAAAAGGAUAUGAGGAAUCCAUUCUAUCGAUGUAGCUGUGAACUCCAUUAAAAAGACAAACAAUGUACAAAGCAUUUAUUCAGCUCAAGUAUUGUUGAAACCUAUACAUAUACAACAUUACAGUCUGUAUUUAGAUAUUUUAUUUCUGGACAAAAUGAAAUGUACAUAAAAAUAAAAUGCUUAAAGUUGAGUUUCAAUA